AUGGCUAACAUUCUCAUUCCUGGCAGUUAUCCAUAUAUUUAUAACCCGGAUGGCACUGAACUUCAUUGCUUAAAGGAACAUGGUGCAGUUUUAAGGCUUCAAUUUCUGAAAACCACUUCCUCUUUGGCUUCAAUAAACAAUUUUGGGCAGCUUCAUUAUCAAGAUGUAACAAUGGGUGAGAUGGUAGGUAGUUACAGAACUGGCUUAGGCCGUGCUGAUGUGAUGCAGGUGGACCCCUACGAUAGGGUUGUUGCUUUGGGUCAUUCACUUGGUACAGUUUCCAUGUGGAAGCCUACAAGCUCUGCUCGUCUUCUGAAAAGGCCGUGUCAAAGGAGCCCCAUCUCGGCAAUGGCAUUCCACCCGAAUGGCCAUCUCAUGGGCACAGCUGGAAAAGAUAAUAAAAUUAAGCUUUGGGACUUGAGGAAACUUGAGGAUGAGGCACUCCAAACUUUACCGGGGCAGGCAAAGACUUCGGAAUUCAGUCAGAAGGGUCUUCUAGCUUGUCUGGGCUGUGGAUCAUCUGUACAAAUCCUGAGAGAUUUGCACGGGACUCAGAUCUACAAGACAUAUAUGAACCAUCGAAUGGUUAAAGGUUACCAAAUAGAAAAAAAGUUGCUUCGGCCGUAUGAAGAUGUUCUAGGCAUAGGGCACUCCAUGGGUUGGUCCAGUAUUCUGAUUCCUGGUUGUGGGGAACCAAACUUUGAUUCCUGGGUGGCAAAUCCAUUUGAAACAUCUAAACAGAGAAGAGAGAGGGAAGUGCACUCUCUGCUUGAUAAGCUGCCACCUGAGACAAUUAUGUUGGAUCCCACAAAGAUUGGCACAGUGAAGCCUCAGAGGAAGAAAGAGAAACCGACAAAUCAAGAGAGAGAGGUUGAGAUUGAAGCUGCUGUUGAAGCUGUCAAGGGCACUGUCCUGAAGAAGAAAACCAAGGGGAGGAAUAAGCAGAGUAAGAGGACGACGAAGAAGAAGGAGAUCAUUGCAAAUGCCAAGAGGCCUUUCUUGGAGCAACAAAUGGAGGAGGAAGAACAACUGGCUAGAAAGAAGCAGAAAACAAUUGAGCAAGUGGAGCUACCAACAUCUUUACAGCGGUUUGCCCGCACCAAAGCGACUGCAUGAAAUGAUUGUGCUAGUUUAGUUAUCUCGGUUUUAUACUAAUUCUAUAAAG
Messenger RNA from Prunus mume (Japanese apricot), 1165 nucleotides. NCBI's taxonomy places the organism in Eukaryota, Viridiplantae, Streptophyta, Magnoliopsida, Rosales, Rosaceae. The record is from RefSeq and is a predicted model, not a curated record.